ACCCCUUUAAUAAGUAAUUCCUGCAUGCGCUCUAUAGUUGUUCUCCAGAACCUUGUCCAUGGUCCUGAAUCCAUUCCUCUACAUAAGAGCCACAACGUUGCUGUCCAUGGUGCUAAAUCAUAGUCUUCAGAUUCUUCAGGGGGAUUUCUUCUGUCCAGAGGAUGCAUUAGUAGAUAGACCAGAGAGUUACAGAUAUUGUAUCGCAUAUAACCAAUCCAGCGCUUCGGCCACUGCUAAGCACACAUCAGAAUCCGCUCCACAUUACACCCGGUAAACAUAUGAUCAGAAGUCAGGGGGUGUUCCUGAUACAGCUCGCAAUGCUUCAUUACGCUAAUCUUGUAAAGCGCAGCUGAACUGUUGCAGAUAGCGCUGACGGGACCUCUAUCUCCGCGCUUCACAUCAGCGUUCCUCAUGUUUCGGCGGGGACCAUCAAGGAGCCCGCUGGGGGCCGAGGAUGCCCACAUCUCCAGCAAAUGCAACGGAGAAGGUUGCCAUUGAAACACCACUGCUCUGCAUCACUGCUAGCAUGGUUGCCUAGCAACUAGACAGCAGAUGCCUGCAUCCCUCAUCUUCUGAGUGAAAAUACAUAGAGGGAGAGAGGGAGAGAGAGGGGGGAAAAGCACACCUCUCAUCCGUAAUAUGCACAAUCAUUAUUUUUGUGAUUUAAUUUGAUCCUUAAUCUCGAUCUGAUAUCCACAUCACUUGCAUUUACUAGAUCUAUCGGAGUUAGUGUUUUGAGGGUGUGCGCGUGUGUAUGUGUGUGUGUGUGUGUGUGUGUGUGCGUUUGAGCUGAAGAAUGUGGCAAAGUGGGAGAAAUGCAUGAAAAUGCGCCGGGAGACUCUCGCAGCAUUUUAAUAGGUUGCAGCGCGCGAGCCGACAAGUGCAGACAUCAUUCCUCCGCGAGACGAGCGCGUGGACAGACUGCCUUUCCUCUUUAGUUCGCUUUCGCUUUUUAUUUUUUUCCCCCUCAACAAGCACCGGCAUUUUACUCCGCGCGUUCAAGAGUGGACCAUGUCCUGCUCUCUCCUUUUGAAACCCGAGCGCGUCCGUCGGAUGCUUUGCUUCCACUCUUGAUUAUUAUUAUUUCUCUCUCUCUCUCUCUCGGUUCCUGGAGGUGCUCUUGCAAUUGAAGUGUGUCAUAAUUUGCUCCGAACAAGAGAUGGGGGAUUCAAUCGAGAGAUAAAGAGGGGGCUUUUCCAGCAAACCAACAGCCAAAUUGGACAUUUAAACGCGUUUUAUUGAGAUACGAACACACGUCGUGCGCCUUUUUUCCCUUUUUUUAUGAUUUUAUCUUGUGUUUCCUACGAGGUUGUAGUGUAGUCUACGAGCUCUGACGUCUGCAUCAGAUAUUCUCUGCUGCAUUUCUUUAAAUGUGCAUCUUUUCUCCCUAGUGACUUUGAGAGGAACAUCUCGACCAUCAGCAGCAGGGGUUGCAGAUUUCUGAUUUUGCUUCACCUCCAACCUCUAUAGCUGAGUUGGAUUAAAUACAAAUAUCUGAUACUGUGGAGCAACCCCCCUCUUUGAAGGAGCAUCAUGGCUUGUCCGCAGCUUUGGACCUGGAAGCUGCGACGACAGGUGUAGAACAAGACUGACUCUCAUCCAUCUUUUUUUUUUUUUUAUUUAUUUUAUUUUCAUCAUCAUUAUUUUUCCUCCAUGGUUUGGUCGAUGAAGACUUCCCAGCACUUUUUCCAGAAGUCCAGCUGAGAGAGAUGUCUGAUCUUCUGGUGUUGAUCGAGGGGGUCUCUGACCUGCACGGAUUUUCAUAGCUGACGACAAAACAAGCUGGGACCCGCGUUUAAUAUUUUUAUUUUUGGUUAUUUUUUAUUUAUUUUUUAUUUAUUUUUUUGUGGCUGUUGUUGCAGGGCCAUCGCAAAUGUGUGCACUGGUGCUUUGAUUUCAAGUCAUCCAUUUGGCCUUUUCCCACUCCCAUCACCCUUCUGUUGGAUUCUUUUGAUUUUUUCUCCCCUUUUUUACAUCAGUUUGGAGCACAGGCGGCUGGAUUACUGAAACAGAAUUAACGGAUUUGUGGAAAUGUUGGGUCCUCAAGAAGACAAAUUAUGUGGAAUUGUUUCUGCUCUGGCGGCUUUGUCCUUUGUCUGCUUUGCACAAAGCUCCUCCACUGGAAGUACCGGAAUAUCUGUGGCCAAGACCACGGUGGACAAAUUACUGAAGGGGUAUGACAUCCGUCUCCGGCCAGACUUUGGAGGUCCUCCAGUCAUCGUGGGAAUGAGUAUAAAUAUCGCCAGUAUUGACUCCAUUUCAGAAGUCAACAUGGACUACACCAUCACCAUGUAUUUCCAACAGAGCUGGAGGGACAAGCGCUUGGCCUACGCCGAGAUGGCGUUGAACCUGACUUUGGACAACCGUGUGGCGGAUCAGUUGUGGCUCCCGGAUACUUAUUUCCUGAACGACAAGAAGAGUUUCUUGCACGGAGUGACGGUGAAAAACCGGAUGAUCCGCCUCCAUCCGGACGGCACAGUUCUGUACGGACUGAGAAUAACUACGACGGCAGCUUGCAUGAUGGACCUGAGACGGUACCCUCUCGAUGAGCAAAACUGCACCCUGGAGAUCGAGAGCUAUGGGUACACCACAGAUGAUAUUGUGUUCUUCUGGCAAGGAGGGGAUAAUGCCGUAACCGGUGUGGACAAACUGGAACUGCCUCAAUUUUCCAUUGUGGAGCUACGUCUUGUGUCCAGGGAAGUGAGGUUUACCACAGGUUCAUACCCUCGGCUGUCGUUGAGUUUCCGCAUCAAGAGAAACAUCGGCUACUUUAUCCUGCAGACUUACAUGCCCUCCAUCCUGAUCACAAUCUUGUCCUGGGUCUCCUUCUGGAUUAACUACGAUGCCUCUGCGGCUCGGGUGGCCCUGGGUGUAACUACGGUGCUCACAAUGACAACCAUCAACACCCACCUGAGGGAGACCCUCCCAAAGAUCCCCUAUGUGAAAGCCAUCGAUGUCUACCUCAUGGGCUGCUUCGUCUUUGUUUUCCUGGCCCUGCUCGAAUAUGCCUUUGUAAACUACGUGUUCUUUGGACGGGGACCGCAGCAGCAGAAAAAGAUCAACGAAAGGCUAAACAAAGCCAACAACGAGCGUCCCCGCUACGAAGAGAAGCGUCUGAGGGAACAGGACUCCAUUUCAGCGCCGUUUCAAAGCAACACCCUCAGGUCAUACACACAGCGAAGAAAUCUGUAUCUCGAGGAACAAAGAAAAGUCGGGGUGGACGCUUACGGAAACAUUCUUCUCACCACACUGGAGAUGAACAAUGAGGUGAUGCCGUCCGACGUGGGCAGCAGCGUCAGUGACUCACGGAACUCCGUCAUGUCCUUUGACAGCUCCGGAGUGCAGUUCCGCAAGCCCAUGGGUUCAAGGGAUGGGUUCAGCCACCACUCGUUGGACCGCAGUGCCAUGCGCAGUCGUGCCAACUGCCGGCUAAGGAGGCGCUCGUCCAAGCUGAAGCUCAAAAUUCCCAACUUGACGGAUGUUAGCACCAUUGACAAGUGGUCCCGGAUCAUUUUUCCUAUCACUUUUGGAUUCUUCAACCUUAUCUAUUGGUUGUAUUAUGUGAAUUGAUACGCGUUCCCUUAGGAAACAUGGGCCAUAUUUUGAGAGCACAUUAAAUUGGCUUUGAUACAAUUGGUAAAUAUGUGUACACAUAUAUGAAAAGUUGAUACAUAUGUAUAUGCAUAUUUCUAUAUAUUAUAUUUCUAUAUACACACACAUGCGUGUGUAAAAUCUAAAGGACUUUUCUGAUGUAAAAAA
This is a messenger RNA of Danio rerio (zebrafish), 3759 nucleotides long. The record is from RefSeq and is a predicted model, not a curated record. NCBI's taxonomy places the organism in Eukaryota, Metazoa, Chordata, Actinopteri, Cypriniformes, Danionidae.